AUGGGUCCUUUCGAUUUUGGCAUUGGCUCAACGACGGAAGCUCGAGCUGUGAAGAUGGCACUACGUAGAGCUUCCGAAGAUGGCACUACGUUUUCAUUUUCUAAGUCCCAUCAUCAUCUUCUCCUCUUCUACACUCCCAUCGGCGAACCAACCACUGGCGACAAUGAUUCUGAUGACGACGACCACCUCCUCUUUCAUUCUACAAUCCAAUCAUUCUAG
Molecule: messenger RNA, 219 nt
Organism: Prunus armeniaca (apricot)
Lineage: Eukaryota; Viridiplantae; Streptophyta; Magnoliopsida; Rosales; Rosaceae
Source: the annotation of a GenBank genome assembly